GAGGCCGCAGCGCCAGGGAGCUGCGAUUCACCCUCCUUGGAGACCACCACCUCGCGGGAGGCAGCAUUGAACAGCAGGUUGGGAAAUUUUCUUGCAUUGCAGUGGGCUACGGAACAAGCCUGUCGCAACCCAAUUCUGUUGCAAAUAACUCUGCUGCAUUUCCCCGCUUUUCUUCUCCCCAAUUCCCACUCAAUCUCAAGUUGACAGCCCUCAAAAGUUGAAGCAGCCAACCCCAGCGACCCGGGGCAACGUGGAACGGAUGUCCUAGCAUGACGCCUCAAUUUGCUGAUCCUUUAUUCCAUAAUGAAAUCCCAUCCCGUCAUCGCUCCAGGCGACCACAAGGCGUACAUGGCCUACGCAGUUGAGAAGGCACGGCUGUCGCCCCCAUCGCCGUCCAAGUUCUGCGUAGGGGCUGUGCUCGUCGAUGCUGAUCGAAAUGAAGUCCUCUCCACUGGAUACUCGGAGGAACUGCCUCGCGACCGACCUGGCGACCCCGGCUCAACGCAUGCCGAGCACUGCUGCUUCAUCAAGGUAGCUGACAAGCAUGGAAUCCACGACUUCGACAUCGCCGAGGUCUUGCCGCCGAACACAGUCCUCUACACCACCAUGGAGCCGUGCAAUGAGCGAUUGAGCGGUAACAGAACAUGCGUCGAGAGGAUUCUGGGCUUGGGCAACGCUAUCAAAAUUGUGUACGUCGGUAUUCGGGAGCCCGACACUUUCAUCAAGCAGAACAACGGAAUCGAGCGACUGGAAAAGGCUGGGAUCAAGGUGGUGCUACUGGAUCAGGACCCGGGACUUCGAGCACUCAUUUGGGAUGCAACCUUUGCCGGGCAUGAGAAGCAGGGCUGACACCGAGAAGCAUGGAAUCACUGGAGUUUAGACGAGGAAUUUACGGCAUAGAUGCUUAGCAGAUCCCAAAUCACUAAGAACAUGAUGCCAGGUUCUUCUCUCCACAUUUCGUACUUCUCAUUUACCUUCCUGAGAUUUCUCCUUCCCCGGCAUUGAGAGAUUCAGUACAGCCGUUUUAACUGCCGAUUUCUCAGGAGUGGCCGCUUGGGGAUCGUGUACGUCCCCACGUCGAGAUAUGCAGCGGCGCUUAGCGAAUGGUCAUCGAGCGCCACAGCAGCCGCUUCCCAAUGUCCCACAGCAAGUUCCCGAUUGGAUGAAAGCUCACCCCUGGGUCGAGCUGGCUUCGAUCAUUCUAGACCUCGAGCAACAUCCAGGGUCACGUUUCCUCGCGAGUCUCCUGCAGCUCCCGCGGCCCCAUCACGGACCAGUACACAAGUGACG
This is a messenger RNA of Parathielavia appendiculata, 1290 nucleotides long. Its product is annotated as cytidine deaminase-like protein. The transcript has a single exon. Gene Ontology annotation, molecular function: catalytic activity. NCBI's taxonomy places the organism in Eukaryota, Fungi, Ascomycota, Sordariomycetes, Sordariales, Chaetomiaceae. The record is from RefSeq and is a predicted model, not a curated record. Bases 304 to 849 code for a protein of 181 amino acids.